Messenger RNA from Sarcophilus harrisii (Tasmanian devil), 2327 nucleotides. It is a transcript of the gene CYGB, whose product is annotated as cytoglobin. The transcript is spliced from 4 exons. Lineage: Eukaryota; Metazoa; Chordata; Mammalia; Dasyuromorphia; Dasyuridae. Gene Ontology annotation, molecular function: heme binding; iron ion binding; oxygen binding. The coding region runs from base 167 to 739 and encodes 190 amino acids. The record is from RefSeq and is a predicted model, not a curated record. Gene Ontology annotation, biological process: oxygen transport.
AGAGAGAGAGAGAGAGAGAGAGAGAGAGAGACACGGAGGAAGAGAAAGACACUGUCUCUGACACAGGCAAAGCGCACGCACCAAGGUACCCCGGUACCCUGGGGUCUCGGCAUCUCUCUGACUCUCUGCAGAGGUGCCGCUGCUGCUUUCCUCAGCCCCACUGCUCAUGGAGAAAGUGCCGGGCGAGAUGGAGAUUGAGCGGAGAGAGCGGAGCGAGGAGCUGUCCGAGACUGAGAGGAAGGCGGUUCAGGAUACGUGGGCCCGGGUAUAUGCCAACUGCGAGGACGUGGGGGUGGCCAUCCUAGUGAGGUUCUUUGUGAACUUUCCCUCUGCCAAACAAUAUUUCAGUCAGUUCCAGCACCUAGAAGAGCCAUUGGAAAUGGAGCAAAGCCCACAGUUGCGCAAACAUGCCCUUCGGGUCAUGGGUGCCCUCAACACUGUGGUGGAAAAUCUGCAUGACCCUGACAAAGUGUCCUCUGUGUUGGCCCUGGUGGGCAAAGCCCAUGCUCUGAAGCACAAGGUGGAACCCGUCUAUUUCAAGAUCCUCUCUGGAGUCAUUCUGGAGGUGAUUGCUGAGGAAUGUGCUAAUGACUUCCCAUCUGAGACACAGAGAGCUUGGUCCAAGUUGCGUACCGUCAUCUACAGCCACGUGACUGCUGCCUACAAGGAAGUGGGCUGGGUGCAGCAGCUCCCCACCACCAACAUCCCAGAAGCCACGCUGCCCUCUUCUAGGUCAUAAUGUCCCACUCCCUCCUCUCCCACUCCCUGGCAGCACCUUGAACAGAAGGCCAAGCUCCAAGGACCAACUUGUCCCUUCGUACCUUGGUGCUGAAGAAGCUGGAAGAAUGGAAUCAUCUCCAGAGAGUAAGGCUACCACUCUGGCUAUUCCGAGAGCUGCUGGCAGGUGACCCUAGCCAUCUGGAUUCUGAGUGCAGCUCUGGGGCCCAUCUGGUGGGAACUAUUGGGGAGAGUUGUAGGGGACCUCCCUACAGAGCUGGGCCCACUAUUUGUAGCUUUUCUAUCCUCUGUUAGAGAGAGACCAGGCUGAGGGACUGGUGGACAGGCAGGGCAAGGUUUGUAAUAAUUCCUAUCCAGGAAUAAACCAGCCACUGUUUCUAUCUGCCUGACCAGCAUGUAGGUCUCAAUGUGACAUAUCUAUAGUAUCAUACACGCACAUCUACCGCAUAUAAAAAUAUAUUAUAUAUACAGUAUAUAUAUACAUUAUAUAUAUAUUUAUAUAUAUAUAACCUGUACCUGCAGCUGCAGGCCCUUGGGCCUAGGGGCACAUACUAAAGCCUCUGUUUCUUCUUUUUUUUCUGUCCAUAUAUGUCUCCUGAGGGGAGAGGUUCGUGGCCAGGCUCAGGGGAUAGCUAAGGAGAAAUAUUCCAUGGAAGUAGAGGCUCUAAGUUAGCAUAGAAGAGCAUAGAAGGCUCAUUACCCUUGAGAAGGUGAGAUGAAUUCAAGCUCAUUUCAAAGAUGGAAGAAGUGAGGUAAAAAGUAGCCCCAUCUUCAGGAGAAGGGCAAGGAGAUCUGAUAUUUGCCCUGAGUUUGAUCCCCAACUUUUUCCUUUGAACUUUUAUGCAUAAACAAAACUCUCCAAUAAGGACUUGGCAACUUUUUGACUUUCCUUUCUAGUCAAGCUGAGUCAAUGGUUUUGCUUAUAAUCAGCAUUGAGAAGCUCAGGACAGAUGGUAUCAGAAAUAAGGGACUACCUAGUUGAGCUAGACUGCCCUAGGGGUAUAGUGAGCUCCAGGAAUUUAAUUACCCAAGUCCUAAAAGAUCAGAUGAUGGGAUAUCUAUCCCAGCCUAGUUCCCAUCUCCAACAAAAUGAAAUGACAAUGAAGGUACAUUUGAAGGUUACCCUAAAUGGGCUAGUUAUCACUAUGAAAACAGACCAGAAGCCUCAAUACCUGGCUUUCAAAUGAAAGUAGGAUAUGAAACCAUCUGAGAUUGAUGGGGUUUCCUUCCAUUUAUAUUCUUAGAUUUUUCCUUUAGAUCUAAAGUUCAGCCAAGGAGGAGAGAGGAAGCCUGAGUGACCCCCUCUCCCCAUAUACCUGUUGUAAUGAGAUGAUCCAAUGUUCCUUUUCAGUAUAAGGUUCUAUGACUCUGUCUGUCUUCCUAGGCUAGUGUUGCCUUGGGAUCCCUGUGUUUCACCCUUGGUAAUUUGUAUCUCCCGUAUCAACCCCAAAGGAAACCUUGCUACUGUAGCUGCUAUACCUGUGUCCCAGACUCCUGUGAUCAUUUCUGUAAACUGCCUGUCUUUUUGUAGGUUUCUGAUGUUUGUAACCAGACCCAACUGUAUCAUUAAACAGAGAUGUUCUUGCUCA